AUGGUUGUGGGAGAAUCAGGUUUGGGAAAAACAACAUUGGUCAACACGUUGUUCAACAAAGAGAUUUUGACCAAGAAAGCUGUGGAAUCCGACUCCAACUCCGAGGAUGAUGAAACUCCAAGCGUUUCCAUCGAAACGACUACUUCAGUAAUUGAAGAGGACGGCGUCAAGUUAAAUUUGACAGUAAUCACUACACCCGGAUUUGGCGACAACCUCGACUCCACGGAUUCGUGGAAACCUAUUGUGGAGGAAAUCAACACGCGGUUUGACCACUACUUGGAGGCGGAAAGCAGAGUCAACCGGUCGACAAUCACUGAUAACCGUGUUCAUGCAUUGUUGUACUUCAUCGAGCCCACGGGUCAUUCUUUGAAGGCGUUGGACAUCCAGGUGAUGAAGCAGGUGCAUGAGAAGGUCAAUUUGAUUCCAAUCAUUGCCAAAUCAGACACCUUGACUGAUGAAGAGAUUGCCGACUUCAAAGCACGUAUUCUAGCUGAUCUUACCCACCAGAAGAUCAAGAUUUUCAAGCCCCAGACAUACGACAAUGACGAUGACGAGGCAGUAAGAGACUCUAAGUCUUUGAUUGAUACUUUCCCAUUCGCAGUGGUUGGUUCGACUUCCGAUGUGCACUUGCCAGACGGCAGAAGUGUCCGCGGAAGAGCAUAUCCAUGGGGUAUCAUCGAAGUGGACAAUGAAGAGCACAACGAUUUCAUCAAAUUGAGAAAGUUAUUGAUCCGCAACAACUUAGAGGAGUUGAAAGACACCACUCUGGAUGUAUUGUACGAGCACUACAGAACGCAAAAGUUGGUUUCCAUGGGCAUCGAACAGGACAACACCGUCUUCAAGGAAUUUGACCCGUUGACCAAGCAAGAAGAGGAGCGCGCAUUGCAUGAGGCCAAGUUGGCCAAGAUGGAAGCUGAAAUGAAGGCGGUCUUCCAGCAAAAGGUUAGCGAGAAGGAGAAGAAGUUGCAACGAUCCGAAGCGGACUUAUUUGCCCGUCACAAGGAGAUGAAGGAGAAGUUGGCCAAGCAAAUCAAGUUAUUGGAAGAGAAGAAGGCCCAGUUGGAGAAGCAAAAGAGCUUGCCACUGGAUCCACCGGCCGCUGCGCCACAGAAGACGCGUAAAGGUUUCUUGCGUUAG
Molecule: messenger RNA, 1137 nt
Organism: Clavispora lusitaniae ATCC 42720
Lineage: Eukaryota; Fungi; Ascomycota; Pichiomycetes; Serinales; Metschnikowiaceae
Gene: CDC3
Product: septin
Biological process (GO): intracellular protein localization; cytoskeleton-dependent cytokinesis
Cellular component (GO): septin ring; cell division site; microtubule cytoskeleton
Molecular function (GO): GTP binding; molecular adaptor activity; GTPase activity
Source: RefSeq, a predicted model, not a curated record